AAAGCAUGUCAUUUCAAAGCAACCACCUUCCUAUACUGCAUGGCAAUAUUGACUGAGGCCAGGUCUAGUGAAAGUAGGAGGCGAGUGCACCUAUGUAGUUACAAAGUUACUCAUUGACUUGUCCUUCGCAACAUGAUUGAGGUGAACGCACCCUUUUCAGCCUCCAUUUUAUAGCAAAGGUGAAAACAAAUGUUCAGUGACAAUGCUGCUUCAAUGUGAGCUAUAAGGAAGAGGGUCAUAUCCGCACAUGAGUUUCAGGUACAUAUUGACCAGGCUGACCAGGAAGUAGGGAACCAUGGGGUCCUGGGGCCCCGGUCUGUGUGUGGUUUUGUGUUUCUGGGGAACAGUUAGUUGGAACACACUUCACGGUCACAUUGUUGGCCCGUGUACUGUCAAUACUGGCACGGCAUCAUUUAACUGCAGUUGGAGGAAACUGGCCCAUAUUCCAACAGAGAUAUGGAACAAUGCAACUGCACUGGACCUCUCUCAUAACCACCUGAACCUUACUAACCCUCAACACCUCAGACAACUACAGAGGUUGGAUCAGCUGGUUAACCUAAAUCUCUCAGGAAACUACCUCCCUCUGCUGGAGAAAGGCCACUUCUGCAGCCUGCCCUUCCUGCAGAUACUAGACCUCAGUGGUUGCCAACUGAUCUCCAUGGAGGCUGGAGCUCUGCAGGGUUUACCCAGGUUAGGGAAGCUGUUUCUGGGGCACAACAUACUGCAAGCCCCCCUGUCUGUUUCUGCUCAAACUAUAUCCUUCCUGGAUCUCAAUGGGAACCAAGAGCUUGACCAUGGCUCUGAUGAUACGUCGACAGGAAUUAGAAGACCAUUCCAUAGGAAACUGUUAGAGGUCAUUGAACAUCCCAGCCCAACUCCAGCUAACUCAAUGACUACAACUAAUGGCAGUGAUGAUGGUGGUCAGAGCCGUUUCUCCAAAAGCUGGCAGUACCUGGUAGCAGUACUGGUGUCGGCCAUCUCCCUCUCCCUCCUCAUCGCUGUCCUGGCCAAAUGCCAGCUGGUCCGCCGCUACCUGGCCAGUUACCGUCACACCCGGCUGAUCGAGGGGGACACAGCCAGCCAGUGUGACCCCAAUAGCCUGGAGGUAGGCUUCUCCAUGCACAACCAUGGGGGACAGGCACGGAGCCCCCACCCUGUUGCUGUCCCCCAGGGAGAGAUGUACAUGGAGGAUGAGGAGGAUGAUGAUGAUGGCUUCAUAGAGGACAACUACAUACAAGCCAGUGAGAGGGAGAGGGCUAAGAGGGCACUGGAACUGCAGGAGGAGGAGGAGGAUGACAUGGUAUUUUCCAUUGGCUAGAAGAGGUGGAAUGGGAGGGGAGAAAGAGGGGAGAGAGAAAUUAGAGAGAAAGACAGACAGACAGACAUACAUACAUACAUACAGAGAGAGAGAGAGAGAGAGGUCACUGUAGCCAAUUUGGACACUUGAUUAGGGCCAAUGCUGAUAUCAAAUAUAUGCAUGUUGUCAUGACGUUGGCCUGGGGGUAGGUUUAUGACAGUCAUAAAUACCUCUUCCCCCCUUUUUCUUCUCUCUACCCUACUGAUGUUACAUUUGCAAAACC
Oncorhynchus kisutch (coho salmon) is the source of this 1580-nucleotide messenger RNA. RefSeq names its product leucine-rich repeat-containing protein 19. Gene Ontology annotation, molecular function: protein binding. Bases 296 to 1318 code for a protein of 340 amino acids. The transcript has 4 exons. The record is from RefSeq and is a predicted model, not a curated record. Lineage: Eukaryota; Metazoa; Chordata; Actinopteri; Salmoniformes; Salmonidae.